Messenger RNA from Sinocyclocheilus anshuiensis, 3303 nucleotides. Its product is annotated as DNA ligase 1-like. The record is from RefSeq and is a predicted model, not a curated record. Gene Ontology annotation, biological process: DNA biosynthetic process; Okazaki fragment processing involved in mitotic DNA replication; DNA repair. Gene Ontology annotation, cellular component: nucleus; mitochondrion. The coding region runs from base 164 to 3133 and encodes 989 amino acids. NCBI's taxonomy places the organism in Eukaryota, Metazoa, Chordata, Actinopteri, Cypriniformes, Cyprinidae. The transcript has 27 exons. Gene Ontology annotation, molecular function: ATP binding; DNA binding; DNA ligase (ATP) activity.
UUCUGUAGUCUGCGGGAACGACGUCACGUUGGCGCCGAAUUAUACAGAGUUAAGCGCGCGGAAGAAAACAUCCAUGCUUUAGAAAUUUUAAUAACACGCCAAAAUAUAUAUUAAAAAUAUAUAUUCCGGAUUUAUUCAGCAUCAGCAGUGCAAGAUCCCAACGAUGCAGCGAAGCAUCGCGUCAUUCUUUCAGCCAAUGAAAAGUAAGGAGAAGAGUGAUGGACAGGUCAAAGCAAAGACUGAACCUGUAAAAAGUCCCCUCAAAAUUCAGAAUGGUAUGCAGGAAAGCGAUUCACCAGUAAAGAAGGUUCAUAAACGCAGUCGAGCAAUCAUAGACAGCGAUGAUGAAGAUCAGCCGAUAGUAAAAGAGCAGGUGCCAAAACAGAGUGAAGUUGAACCAGUAAAGCCAGAGAAGAAAUCUGAUGUUACAAAGGCUGCUUCCACUCCGGUUUCUCCAAAAACACCCAUAACCCCGACGACUCCGGUCACGUCGAGUACCUCUGUUGCGGUGGUAACCCCUGCUUCCUCAGGUACUCCGGGAACUCCAGCAACUCCGACAUCAACAUCGCCGUCAGGCAUUCCCAAACGCAAGACCGCCCGCAAGCAGUUCCCCAAGAGGAAGCUGGAAAGCAGAAGUGAUGGAGAGGGGGCAAAAGAGGAGGGGAAGGAGGUCGACGAAGGGCAGGAGAGUAAGAGAGCACGAGUUGAGGCCUCACCUGGACAGACAGACAAUGAGAUGAUGGAGGUGGAAGAGAAGAGCGCAGAUGGGAAGACUGCAGUGGAGGAACAGAAAGAGAAGGAUGAAGCAAAAACAACCGUAGUUGAGGACAAUGCAAACAAUAAGAUGAAAGAAAAGGUUAAAAAUAAGGUAAAACAGGAGAAAAAGAUAAAUGUAGAAAAUGGGAAGAAAGAAAAAAAAGAAGACAACAAAGAGAAGGAACAUAGCAGUCCCGAACGAGCGGUUAAAAAAGAAAAAAACACAGAGGAGGAAGGGGGAUCGGCCAAAAAGAAACCCAUCAGCAGCUUUUUUGCUCCCAGAAAGGCAGCUGUCAAACUGGAAAAAGAGGAGCGAAAUGAGGGAGAAAAAAAGAAGGAUGGGGAGAUCUCUGAUGCUGCUGAACAGAAAGAGAAGAAAAGGUUGAAUGAAAAGGGGGUGGAUUCUGCAGUCCAGAGCCAGUAUGAUCCCUCCAGAGCACAUUACCAUCCCGUUGACCACGCCUGCUGGAGGAAGGGCCAAAAAGUGCCAUAUUUGGCUGUCGCUCGCAGUUUUGAGAAGAUUGAAGAGGAUUCGGGCAGGCUGAAGAACAUUGAAACGCUUUCCAACUUUCUGCGAUCUGUAAUUCUGCUUUCUCCAGAUGACCUGUUAUGCUGUGUGUACCUGUGUCUGAAUCAGCUCGGCCCUGCAUAUCAGGGUCUGGAGCUGGGCAUUGGGGAGACCGUCCUGAUGAAAGCUGUCGCUCAAGCAACUGGGCGACAACUGGACAAAAUCAAGGCGGAGGCUCAGGAGAAAGGUGACCUGGGAUUGGUUGCUGAAAGUUCUCGCAGCAACCAGAGAAUGAUGUUUGCACCGGCCAAUCUGACAGCAGGGGGCGUUUUCAACAAACUGAAAGAGAUUGCUAACAUGAGUGGAAAUUCUGCAAUGAAUAAGAAGAUUGACAUUAUUAAAGGCUUGUUUGUGGCGUGUCGGUUUUCUGAGGCUCGAUACAUUGUGCGGUCACUGGCUGGGAAGCUGCGGAUCGGAUUGGCUGAGCAGAGCGUUCUCACGGCUCUCAGUCAGGCUGUGUGUCUGUCGCCCCCGGGCCAAGAGUUCCCACCAGCUGUGCUGAAUGCAGGGAAAGGAAUGAGUGCAGAAAACCGGAGAGUGUGGCUGGAGGAGAAAGCACUGAUCCUAAAACAGACAUACUGUGAGAUGCCAAAUUAUGAUGCAAUCAUUCCUGUUUUGAUGAAGGAGGGCAUAGAUGAACUGCCCAAUCACUGCAAGCUCACCCCAGGUGUGCCCCUGCGACCAAUGUUGGCUCACCCGACUAAAGGGGUUGGUGAGGUAAUGAAACGUUUCGAUGAGGCAGCUUUCACCUGCGAGUAUAAAUAUGAUGGAGAGAGAGCCCAGAUCCAUAUUCUUGAGAAUGGAGAGUUGCGCAUUUUUAGCCGAAACCAAGAAGACAACACAAGCAAAUACCCUGAUAUUAUUUCUCGAAUCCCACAGGUGAAGAAAGAGAACGUGCGGUCCUGUGUUCUGGAUUCAGAGGCGGUGGCCUGGGACAGAGAAAAGAAACAGAUCCAGGCAUUUCAGGUCCUCACCACAAGGAAGAGAAAGGAUGUGGAUGCAUCUGAGAUCAAGGUUCAGGUGUGUGUGUACGCCUUUGAUCUGCUGUACCUCAACGGAGCGUCUCUGGUGCGAGAGCCUCUAAGCAAACGCAGGGCUCUGUUACGAGAGAGUUUUGAGGAGAAAGAAGGAGAGUUUGUUUUUGCUCGAUCUCUGGACUCUGACAACACAGAGAGCAUUGCUGAGUUCCUGGAGCAGUCUGUACGAGAUUCUUGUGAGGGCCUAAUGGUGAAGACACUGGAAAAACAUGCAACUUAUGAGAUUGCCAAACGCUCCCACAACUGGCUCAAGCUGAAGAAGGACUAUCUGGAGGGUGUUGGAGACACAGUGGAUCUGUGUGUGAUUGGUGCUUAUCUAGGGAAGGGGAAGAGAGCAGGCAGCUAUGGAGGAUUUCUACUGGCCUGCUACGAUGAGGAGAACGAGGAGUUCCAGUCUGUCUGCAAGAUUGGAACAGGCUUCAAAGAUGAAGAUCUAGAGCAACAUUACAAUUUCUUAAAGGAGCACAUUUUACCUAAACCACGUCCAUAUUACCGUGUGGACCAAUCAGCAGAGCCAGAUGUCUGGCUGGAGGCGGUGCAAGUGUGGGAGGUGAAAUGCGCUGACCUUUCACUGUCUCCGGUCUACAAGGCAGCGAUGGGAUUGGUGGACCCAGAGAAAGGCAUUUCACUUCGUUUCCCACGGUACCUCAGGAUUAGAGAUGACAAAAAGCCAGAGGAUGCCACCACAGGGUCACAGAUUGCAGAUCUUUACAAGAAACAGCAGCAGAUUCAAAAUCAGGGUGAAAAACAAGAUCUGGAGGACUACUAUUGAUCGCUGAGCUCUGAUUGGCUCCUGAUGUCAGCUUGUCUUAUUCCUAUUGGGCAAUGGAGCGUUUUUCAAUAUUUUGUUGCAUAUUAAUGUGCUGAAUUUUAAUGCUGUGAUAUUGUGCGACUUAAUGAAAAAUGGAAAUGAACAUGUAAAUAAAUAGUCUUUCAAUGAUG